Messenger RNA from Fulvia fulva, 2937 nucleotides. Its product is annotated as Nucleotidyltransferase lcsQ. NCBI's taxonomy places the organism in Eukaryota, Fungi, Ascomycota, Dothideomycetes, Mycosphaerellales, Mycosphaerellaceae. The record is from RefSeq and is a predicted model, not a curated record. The coding region runs from base 1 to 2937 and encodes 978 amino acids. Gene Ontology annotation, molecular function: ATP:3'-cytidine-cytidine-tRNA adenylyltransferase activity; RNA binding. The transcript has 2 exons. Gene Ontology annotation, biological process: tRNA 3'-terminal CCA addition.
AUGCUACCAACUCAUCAAAAGUUGACUCACUUGGCCGGAAGAUCCAUCAAAAGCGCUUCACUUCUGUGCUUACGACCUCGAGUGGCUGCCACAACACUUCGAUGCAGCAACAAAUCUUGCAUGUCUCCGGCUCGACCAGUCACGACAUCACCUGAAGGCACCAAGCGACGCAGACCCAAUAGCCCAACGCCGCCAAGAAAGCGAGCAUUCUCCAACAUGGCGCCUAUGCUGAUCCAAGAAGUUGAGGACGACACACCUCGCAAGAAGAUCGAAAUGACUCCCGCAGAGGCCACAUUCAGAAGACUGCUUCUCGACACUGCACAGCACAUCCAGGAAAAUCCUUCGUCGAGCAACGCCGAAAGCCAAGUACCACUUCCGCCUGAGUUGGAGAAGGAGCCACUGGUACUGCGCUUUACUGGAGGAUGGGUCCGCGAUAAGCUACUGGGUGUGCAGAGUCAUGACAUCGAUGUCGCGAUCAAUAAGAUGACUGGCUUCCAAUUCGCCCUGAGGAUGAAGGAGUAUCUGGAGCUGCCUGGCAAUCUUGAAAAGUAUGGUCUCGAGUCGAUUGCUGCCAACGAAAAGCAGAGCGCAAAGGCUGGUAUCACCGACAAGUCCAAGACUGUCGGUGGCCUGCACAAGAUCGAGGCCAACCCGGAGAAGUCGAAGCAUUUGGAGACUACGACUGUGAAGAUUCUUGGCAUGGACAUCGACUUCGUCAACUUGCGCAAGGAGACCUACUCAGAUGAUAGUCGGAAUCCGCAGAUGGAGUUUGGUACGCCCCAAGAAGAUGCUUUGCGCCGGGAUGCUACUGUGAACGCCAUGUUCUACAACAUCAACACCGAAGAGAUCGAAGAUUUCACGGGUCAAGGACACGAUGACAUGCGGGACAAGAUCAUCAGAACGCCACUUGAGCCAUAUCAGACCUUCAAGGACGAUCCACUUCGUGUGUUGAGACUCAUUCGAUUCGCGAGCAGACUUGGGUACACUAUCGAUGCGAAUGCGCUAGGAGCCAUGAGAAAUGCCGAUAUCAAGGACGCACUGCGAAGGAAGAUCAGCAGAGAGCGUGUCGGUGUCGAGAUGGAGAAGUCGUUACAGGGUCCAGAUCCGCAUGAAGCACUUAGACUGGUAUUCGAGCUGGAUCUCUACGACACAAUCUUCUCCGAUCCCGCCGUCGCAAACAACGAGCACUACUCACCAGACACGGAUGGAUGGAAAGUACUGAUCGACACGGUUGAGGACUUCACUUCUGGCGGCGUCAUACAGGACAACCUGAUGCGCGACAAGGACGAGCAGUAUCUUGCUUGGGUACUUGCUGCUCUGGUACCUUACCGAGAUGCACCUGAACCACAAUCACCAGAGCCUAAUCGCAAAGCGCCGCCACCAAUCCCGGCCAACGUCGCUCGUGAAGGCAUCAAGGCACCCAACAAGAUCUGUGACGUGGUUGGCGCUGCUGUCCGGAAUCAGAACGAGAUCUCAACUCUAGUCGACAGACUGCAUGAGAAGAAGCGAAGACCAGACAAGAAGAUCGAGGGCGAGGACCCAGCUGCUCGAGAUGUGCUUGGUAUGGCCAUCCGACGAUGGGGCGCGAGUUGGCGCAGUCAGCUGGUAUAUGCACUACUGGCGGACGUCGCGAACAGCCGCGAGCAGGUCGAAGUUAUCGAGCGCAUAUACGCUGCUUUCAUUGAGCACAUCCGCAGCCUCGAAAUCCUUGAAGUCUGCACCUUGAAGCCUCUACUCGAUGGCAAGCAGCUCGCAAAAGCCAUUGGCACACCACCAGGUCCCUGGAUGAAGGAUGCUCUCGAUGUAGUGAUGGCAUGGCAACUCCGAAACCCUGGCGUCAGCGACCCGGCGCAAGCCAUAGAGGAGGUCAAGACCCACCAAGCGAAUGGUGAGCUUACCACCGACCUUAUACGGCACUUCCUGAAGCUGACGAUCCGUCCUCUGUUCAUCAAGGCCAGCCCAUCUAGUGUCACCCAACAAGGCCGGAAGGUAGCUGCACCCGCCUUACCGAAGAAGAUGACCAUGGAGUCGAUGGACGAUGCCGCAACGAAGCCAUGGAAGAGCUCGAGGGAUGCUUACGCAUUAGAUAUCCUCGACUGGGCCGUGCGCAGUCUCGACAAGCGAAGUAUUGAGGAAAUGUGGCCCCUCGUCGUGCCACCAAUCCUGACCCUCCUCGACGACUGGGAGACCAAGUAUAAGACCAUCGGCACGGACCUCCUUCACCGCCUCCUCCAUACCACGCCGCCCUCACUUCUCAGCCGCACCGGUCUCGGCGAGGUCUUUGAAGAAGCCCUCAUGCCGUGUUUGACAUACCUCCCCGACCUCACUCCAGAACCCGAAGCGAUCCCCAUCCUUGCAGCGACAUAUCCAUGCCUCCUCACCUUAGCCGAAGAUCGCUUCCCUCUCGAUCCUACGCAGCCUCUAGGAACUAAUCACCACAACCGUGUCAAGUUCCUUGAUACCGUCAUCCGCAGGGGUAUCAUAUACGGAUACACCCACUGUUCCAACCAUCCCAAGAUUGUAACGCUGCUGUUUGAGCAUCUCGCAGAUUACCUAGAUGCGCUCGGAAUCGAUUGCGUCAAACAUAUCAAGUACAUCCUACCAAUGAUGACAGAAACACUGGGCCAUCGGCUUGGUAGUGUGGAUAUGAAGAUGUUGGGAAGUGCGGUGGGAGCGGUGCAGGCGUUGAUUCGAAAUGCGUGGCCGAGGAUGUUGGUGCAUCGCGGUGAAGUGUUGAAGGGGUUGUGUUUCUGCUGGAUCUACCUCUCCGAUCAGAGUGGAGAGGGAGUGGAAGCCCUGAGAGAGGAGAUGAAGAAGACUGUCGAACUCCUAGUCGCUGCGGUCGAGAAAGAGCACGAUCUGAAACCUGAUCUCGAAACUCUAGUCAACGCCGACGUCAAGCUAAAAGGUCUCUUCGCAGUCUUGUCAACGCAGUAG